This is a messenger RNA of Fusarium vanettenii 77-13-4, 1389 nucleotides long. RefSeq lists its product as uncharacterized. The annotation marks the transcript as partial. The record is from RefSeq and is a predicted model, not a curated record. The transcript has a single exon. NCBI's taxonomy places the organism in Eukaryota, Fungi, Ascomycota, Sordariomycetes, Hypocreales, Nectriaceae.
CCAGGACUGAACUUUUGCAACGUCACAGUCAAGAUCACUCGCCCAGACCUGGGGGACCUUACCACCAUUUCAGUCUGGCUACCUCCCCAGCCGAGCUGGAAUGGACGCUUCAUGGCCACAGGCGGUGGCGGAUGGGCAUCUGGCAACUUCAAUCCAAGCCUGGGCCAAGCAAUCGAGCAAGGGUUUGCCGCCGCCUCAACCGAUGGCGGUCACGCCUGGGCAAGACCUAAUUCAGACGUCGAUCCCACGCCCUGGGCACUCAAGGAGGACGGCUCGAUCAACUGGGGUCUGCUGCACAACUUUGCCGGCCGAUCGGCCCACGAUAUGGGAGUCGUGGGAAAGGCAGUGACCGAAGCAUACUACGGAGUCAAGCCUCACCACUCUUACUGGCUCGGAUGUUCCAACGGUGGCAGGCAGGGGAUGGCUGUGGCCCAGCAAUAUCCGAAGGAUUUCGACGGCAUCCUUGCUGCUGCACCUGGUCUGAACUUUCCUGAGCUACAGAUGGCCAGCCUGUGGCCGCAGGUGGUCAUGAAGGAAGCAGGUGUCUAUCCUUCGGCUUGCGAGCUUGACUACUUCAUGGACCUGGCUCUGGAGCAGUGUGACGCACUGGACGGCCUGGCCGACGGCAUCAUACAGAGCAUUGAUGACUGCAAGUUUGACCCGUUCCAGGCCGUCGGCCGAACGAUCCAAUGCGAUGACUCGUCGGUCAUCAUCAACAAUGCAACGGCAGCGAUCGUGGCUAAGAUAACUGCCGGUCCCACAUCACCAGAUGGUGAGAAUCUGUGGUUUGGGAUCCCACCCAGCUGCCAGAUUUCAGGUCUUGCUGCCACCAAGGUUUCGCCUACUACUGGCCAGCGCGUGGGGGCUCCCUUCUUCGUCACCACUGGCUGGGUCAAGGCAUUCCUGCAACGAGACCUCGCCUAUGAUGUCACCCAAGUUGGGCAAAGAGAGUACGCCUGGCUUUUCACGCAAACUCUACUGCAAUUCGGAUGGCUUCUCGGCUCCAACAACCCAGACUUGUCUGGUCUUCGGGACGCUGGUAACAAGCUGCUAUCUUGGCACGGCAUGUUAGACGAGCUGAUUCCUUAUAAGAGCAUCGUGCAGUACCGGGAGCGCGUCGAGGAGAUGGCUGGGGGCGCUGAUGCCGCCGAUGAGUUCUUCCGUCUCUUUUUGGCUCCCGGUGUGAAGCAUUGCGCUUUUGGAAACGGACCCGUGCCGGUCGACCCGAUCAAUGCCCUAGUUGCUUGGGUUGAAGAAGGCAUUCCGCCCAAGACCCUCCCUGCGGAAAUAACAUCGGACGGGUCGCUCAUCAAGAGGGAACUCUGUCUCUACCCACGCAAGAUACACUAUACCAGUGGUGACCCUGCGAAACCCGAAAGCUGGACCUGC